GUAACUUUGAAUGAACUUAGUAGUUGAACAAUCGCGAAGCGGACGCUGGAGUUAACGGCGAAAGGGAGACUAUUUGGAGGUUUUGUGAGAGAAUUUCCAAGAGUCAGCCUUGAAUUGUUUAAAAAACGUGACAGUGUUUUAGCAUCUCGCUGUCUGGGAUCUCGUUGCGUUUUCACUCAUCUACCAAAAACGUCUGAAAGGUGCCAAAAGGUAUCCACCUCAGAGACCGACUGUGAAGCCUGUGCGAUAUUCAGGCGGCAAAAAUGCAGUCCAGUAAGCUUAUCUAGGGGUCCAGCAGACCAGGUCUUCUCCAGCCCUCCAUCAGCCUUCAUCUCAGCCUCCCUCAAGUCCUCCCAGCGGCCCAUGCUUUGUGAGGCUUUGUCUGCCCUCCUCUUCAUGGAAACGAUGGUCCAGCUCCUCUGCUGAACCUCACCCCUCACCCCCCCCCCAACCCUCCCUCAGCGUCGCCAUGACGAGCCUGAAGCGUUCCCAGACGGAGCGCUCGGUCGGGGGUUCCGUCCCCGCCUCGGACGAGUUCUACACCCGCCGCCUGCGCCUGCCCAACGGCGGAGCCCCGCCCCCUCGCAGCGAGAGCGCCCACAUCUCCUCCUCCGCCGCCGCCGCCGCCGCCACGCCCGGCGUGCCCAAGAUGGGGGUGCGCGCCCGCGUCGCAGAUUGGCCCCCCAGGAAGGACGGGGGGGGCGGGCUGUGGCACAUCACCGUGGAGACGGACUCCCCCGGUUCCACCACCUCCUCCAACUCUGGAGGAAGUGGAGGAGGAGGAAGUGGUAGUUUGGGAGGAGGAGGAAGUGGUAGUUUGGGAGGAGGAGGAAGUGGAGGUGGAGAAAGGGAACGAGAGAAGGAAAGAGGCGGAGGGGGCGGCAGCGCGUCGACGGCCCAUAGCAACCUGUCGGCCAAGCUGGGUCACCUGAUCAGCCCGCAGGACUCGUCCAUGCUGAGGAACAUCCACAACACGCUGAAGAACAAGAUGCAGAGCAAGGGCAAGGACAACCGCUUCCUGUCCCCGGACGGCUACCUGGGCUCGCCGCGCAAGGGCAUGCGGCGCAUCCGCCAGCGCAGCAACAGCGACAUCACCAUCAGCGAGCUGGACGGCGACGGCAGCGAGGGCUGGUCCUUCUCGGGCUGGACGCCCAUGCACCGCGAGUACGGCAGCACGUCCUCCAUCGACAAGCACGGCGUGUCCGGGGAGAGCUUCUUCGACAUGCUGAAGGGCUACCACUCCACCGACAUCCCCGACCAGCGCAGCCCGGCCCCCGACAGGCUGGGGGAGAUGCUGACCGUGGCCCCUGUCAAGCAGGCUGCCCUGGACCUGCCCGACGGGCCCCUGGGUCCGGCCCGGGGCAGCCCAGCUAGCCGGCUGAAGGACCGGGAGAAGCACCUGAAGAGGAGAUCCAAGUCGGAGACGGGCGGCGAGUCCAUCUUCCGGAAGCUCCGCAGCGUGAAGGCGGAGGGCGACUCGUCGCGGGCGGGGUCGGACGCGGAAGACGGGUGCCGGGGGGAGGAGGCGGGGCCCCCGCCCAGGCCGUGGGCGUGCCAGAAGGGCUUCUCUCACUAUGACGUGCAGUCCCUCCUGUUCGACCUCAACGAGGUGGUGCAGAGCCGCCAGUCGGUGGUCAAGCGGAAGAACACGACCACGGGAGCCUCGGCCGCCGCCGCCGCCUCGGCCUCCGCCACUUCCUCCCUCUCGUCCAAUCAGAGCGGGAGCGGGUACGGCUCACCCUGCGGGUCCCAGGAGGAGCUGAACGCCAAGGAGGGGCCGGGACACGCCCCCAACCCCGCCCUGGACCCCGGCGACGAGAGGAGCAACGAGCUGCUGCUCAACUGCCCCUGCUUCCGGAACGAGAUCGGGGGGGAGGGGGACAGGAGCAUCUGUGCCUCCAAGCAGCAGGGCAGCAUCGGCAGCGGGGGCAGCUCGGGGGGGUCGUCGGGCUCGGAGGAGGCGGGGCCCCUGGAGGCCCUCCUCAGCACCCACUACACCAACGCCGGCGUGGCCGUGCUGGAGGCAGCCAAGGACGGGCCAGGCCUGCACGCCGACAGGACCAAGCGCUAUAUCAUGGAACAUGUGGACCUGGGCUCCUACUACUACAGGAAGGGCUUCUACCUGAGAGAGCACUGGACCUACCUGGGAGUGGACGAGACGCUGGGCCCAGUAGCAGUGAGCCUGCGCAGAGAGAAGCUGGAGGAGCACAAGGAACACGGCCAGCAGUACAACUACCGGGUCAUCUUCAGGACCAGCGAGCUGAACACCCUGCGUGGGUCCAUCCUGGAGGACGCGGUGCCCUCCACCUCCAAGCACGGCCUGGCGCGGGGCCUGCCUCUGAAGGAGGUGCUGGAGUACCUGGUGCCUGAGCUCAACGCUCACUGCCUGCGUCUGGCACUCAACACCCCCAAGGUCACAGAGCAGCUCAUGAAGCUGGACGAGCAGGGGCUGAGCUUCCAGCUCAAGGUUGGGGUGAUGUACUGUGCUGCGGGCCAGAGCAGCGAGGAGGAGAUGUACAACAACGAGGCAUCCGGCCCCGCCCUGGAGGAGUUCCUGCAGCUGCUGGGGGACAAGGUCCGUCUGAAGGGCUUCAGCAAGUACCGCGCCCAGCUGGACACCAAGACUGACUCCACAGGAACCCACUCCCUGUACACCUCCUACAAGGACUAUGAGAUCAUGUUCCACGUCUCCACCAUGCUGCCCUACACCCCCAACAACAAACAGCAGUUGCUGCGGAAGCGCCACAUUGGGAACGACAUCGUCACCAUCGUGUUCCAGGAGCCCGGGGCGCUGCCCUUCACGCCCAAAAACAUCCGCUCCCACUUCCAGCACGUGUUCGUGGUGGUGCGCGCGCACCACCCCUGCUCCGACAACACCAGCUACAGGUUGAUGUCGAGUUCGGGGGAGAUUGGCACCUGCCACCUCCUGACCUCCAGUCAAGAAGUGCUUGAACCUCUACGCUGUACACCUGCCAUCCAUGAGACCUCCCCCCAGCCAGGCCUGGAGACCUCUGUACACCUGUCAUCCAUGAGGCCUUCCUCCAGCCAGCCAGGCCUGGAGACCGCUGUACACCUGUCAUCCAUGAGGCCUUCCUCCAGCCAGCCAGGCCUGGAGACCGCUGUACACCUGUCAUCCAUGAGGCCUUCCUCCAGCCAGCCAGGCCUGGAGACCGCUGUACACCUGCCAUCCAUGAGGCCUUCCUCCAGCCAGCCAGGCCUGGAGACCGCUAGCUGUGUGUGUCUCUCUGGCUGUGUGGGUCUCUCUGGCUGUGUCUCUCUAGCUAUGUGUGUCUGUGUUUCAGACGCGCCCAUCUCCAAGCCUGGCCCCGGCUACUCCGGAGCUCCACGCAUCCAGAGGCAGGAGCAGGUCAUCCACCUGUCCCCCAAGAAGGGCAGCCAGUCUGACAGUCCGUACUCGGGCCACUCUAGCAGCAACACCCUGUCCAGCACAGCCUCCAGCGGGGGCCACAGCGACAGCGACAAGUGGUACGAUCUGGGGGCCGGGGGCCCGGGGGACCAGCCCGACACGGAGCCCAACGGCCUGGGAGGGGGCUACCUCCAGGGGGCCUCGGCCGACAGUGGCAUCGACACCAGCUCCUACGGAGCCUCCCACUCCCACGGCAGCUCCAGCUCCCUGCUGCCGCCGGGGGGCCGUGAGGCCCGCGAGAGGACUCCCUCCCCCUGGCACAGCCCCACCGAGGGGGGCCGCAGGGUGCUGGAGAGGUCGGCAGCCACCGCCGAGUCCCCGGGCCCCCCGGGGGAGAGGGGAGGCGAGGGGAAGGCCCGCAGCCCCCCCACACACCUGCUGGUGAGGGACAGCAGCACCUACAGUCUGAGUGAUGCCGGCUCCCACUCCAGCUCCAGACACUCCGGCCACAGCUCCCCCCGGGACGAGUCCUCGUCUUCGGCCACCUCGCCCUCGUCCCAGUCCUUCGGCUCCCCCGGGCCCAAGACCUUCUACCCCCGCCAGGGCGCUACUUCCAAGUACCUGAUUGGCUGGAGGAAGCCAGGCUCCACCAUCAACUCUGUCGACUUCGGAGACACAAGGAAGAAGUCUCCAGGGGAGGGGGGUGGAGAGGGCGGCCCGUCCCAGAGCAGGCCCUCUCUGAGGGACAUGCACUCCCCCCAGCCCCACGCCAAGUCCACCAUGGAGGACGACUCCCGCAGGCACAACGCCCCCGACAGCCCCCCUCACCCCCGCAGACACAAGGACAAGUCCUCCUCAUCGGGCAAGCCCCCCAGUCGUCGUUCGCUCCACAGGACCCUGUCAGACGAGAGUAUCUACCGGGGCCAGCGUCUCCCCAGCCUGGGGGACUCCAUGCUGGAGCAGGCCCUGGGCAGCGACGUGCUGUUCAGCUGCUCCACCGUGCCACGCUCGCCCACCACCCGGGGCGUGCCCCUCCGACGGCCCUCCUACAAGCUGGGGGUCAAGCUGCACGGUGACCUGUCUGCGUCCGACACGUCAUUGGCUGAAAUGGCAGAGAGGCACCGAGGGCCCCUCCCCCAGGAGCUGAUGCCCCUCCCCCCCAGUGAGAGGGACAGCCCCCUGGACUGGACCCUCCUCGUGGACGUGGCCAACACCUUUGAAAGUGAGAGAGGAGCUGUCCAGCGGGGGUUUGUGUUCAGCGACUCCAACCACAGAGGCAGUGGAGCUUCCAGCCCCCAGCAGCACAUAGAGCUGCAGCCCGCCCCUGUGUCCAGGCCCUCCUCAAGCGAAGGUCAUGUGGGUCUGGAGAGGAAGGUGACCAAACUGGAGGCCAUGGUCAAGAUGCUGCAGGACGAUCUGAAGAAGGAGAGGGAGGAGAAGAGCAGGCUGCAGGUCCAGAUCAAGAGGCUGUGGGAGGACAACCAGCGACUGCAGGACGAGUCCCAGAGCUCGGCCGCCAAGCUCAAGAAGUUCACCGAGUGGGUCUUCAACACCAUCGACAUGAACUGAGGCUCUCACACACACACACACACACACACCCUGAGGAGAGGAGAGAGGAGAGAGAGAGGGAGGAGAGAGGAACUGUUUUUGUUCUCUACCCAUCACGCCAGGGUCUGUUUCCCCAUUCAUUAACAGUCCCCAUGUCCUGCUUCACCUGAAGAACUAGUUCAAACACAUCCUUCCUUCCUGCCCCGAGGGAAGAUUCCCCCUCUGUCACACCCGACACCAGAGAGACCAAUCAGGAAAAGCCUCCCUCCCACAGCCUUGAGGGUGUGAUCUACCGCAAAACACUGCCCUGCGACCCUCCACCCCCCUCCUCUCUCCCCCCGUCCUCUCUCCCCCUCCCUCCCUCAGCCCUCCCCCUCGCUCUGAAGUCUCAGAGCCACCCUCUCCUCAAGACUUGAGGUCAGACGGAGGGAGGGAGGGAUGGCGGAGGAGGAGGGGACGGCCUUUCUUUUUCUUUGUCCCUAAGCCAGCUCCGAGGAUGCACUCUUCUAAAGGCACAACUGAGAAGCUGAACUGUAAAGAUUUUAAACUACUCUCCACAACUACACCACCUGUCUCACCUGUUUGCUCAGGAGCAAACAGGUGAGACAAACGCAGCCAGACAAACGCAGACAGACAGGUUUCGACAAGGGACAAGGCCAGCGUCCCCAGAACCAGACAGGCAUGCUGAGAGACAUUCCUCUAUCGUCCACGGGAACCAGCACGGCAUCCUGCUCGAUUCCCAUGGGAACAGACUAGAGCUGGUCCAGAGGAGGGCCAUCCCACUGUACAUACCACACGUUCACCACCCACCUCACUUUACAUUCCGCCCUAAUGAGGGACUGUUGGGCUUGUAUUCACCCUGAGCAGAGCUACAUCUGCAGGUAGUCCUCGACUUCAGAAGGAGGUCUGGGCUUGUACUGGAUCAUGUCCCCCCUUAGAGGGACGUCCUGGGGGCGUGGUCUCCCCCUACCUCCCCCCCUCCAGAGGGACGUCCUGGGGGCGUGGUCUCCCCCUACCUCCCCCCCUCCAGAGGG
This is a messenger RNA of Hypomesus transpacificus, 5949 nucleotides long. It is a transcript of the gene sipa1l1, whose product is annotated as signal-induced proliferation-associated 1 like 1. Gene Ontology annotation, molecular function: GTPase activator activity. Gene Ontology annotation, biological process: activation of GTPase activity; regulation of small GTPase mediated signal transduction. NCBI's taxonomy places the organism in Eukaryota, Metazoa, Chordata, Actinopteri, Osmeriformes, Osmeridae. The record is from RefSeq and is a predicted model, not a curated record. The coding region runs from base 470 to 4936 and encodes 1488 amino acids. The transcript has 20 exons. Gene Ontology annotation, cellular component: cytoplasm.